Molecule: messenger RNA, 2335 nt
Organism: Cuscuta europaea
Lineage: Eukaryota; Viridiplantae; Streptophyta; Magnoliopsida; Solanales; Convolvulaceae
Source: the annotation of a GenBank genome assembly
CAACUUUCCUUUUUUGGAUGUCCCAUUAACUUUGAAAUCCUCCUUUUUAAGUAAAGAAUUUGUGGUUUCAUUUAAUUUUCUUUUCUUUGCACAAACUUCAACUACACAGUUUUUACUUUAUUAAUCCCUGUGCCGGUCAAACUUAGCGAAGUUAUUAGGGAUGGAGAGUAUAUCAAAAUAUGUUUGGAAAAAGGGUCAAAUAUACCUUCUAGUAUCAUUGGACCGUCAUAAAUUAGUUAGUUUGAUUUAUUUAGAAAUUAUCCAUCAGAUAUAUGUAGCCUCCUUUGAUUGAAAAAACUAUAUGCAGUACUCCCUCCGUCCCAAUUUGAUUUGCAAAAUUUCCUAUUUUGGUUGUCCCAAAAUGGUUUUACACUUUCUAUUUUAGGUAUGUAAAUAAGAAUAAAGUGACAAAUUUACCCUUACUUUUACUUUUUCUUCAUUAACUUAAAUGAAUCUACUUUUAGAAAGAUGGACAAAAGUGUAAAAAACAAGCAUAAUUUAUUGUCAUUUCUUAAUCCUUGUGCCGGUCAAAGUUUGAAUUGCAAACUUGUCAUAUUUUAGAGAAGAAAAAAAAACUUAUCAUAUUCUUUGGUAUCUUCUUUGUUCAUCGUAUAUACACUAUAAACAUAUAUUGAAGCUUCUAUUACCAAAAAAUCUCAAACUAAAUUCUAUAUUUGAGAUUAUUAACAACUCAAUGGAUGUAUUACCCAAACAUAUGUAAGAAAUAUUAAAUAGUUACAUAUUAUUGAUAGAAUAACUAAGUAUAUGUCAUGGACUCAUGGUUGUAUAACUUUGAUUAACAAUGAUAGAUCAUGUUUAUCUAUGUUUUCAUUCAAAAAUUUAGGGUUUUCUCUCUAGGGCUUUGACUAUGUCGGUCGCUGGAGCCUUUUUCCGAUUUUGACUUUGUCGAAGAUCGGCUUUCUUAUCCCUUGGUCGCUGGUGCUCGACUGGAGUCCAGGUCAGACGUGGAGGGCGGAGAUCGGUGGAGGAGGGCAGAUUUGCUGUCAUGGCUCGAGGAGAUCGGCGUUGUGGUCAGGGUUCGAGGAUGCGGCGUUGAUGUCGUUAUUGGAGAAGAUCGACGUCCCCUAUCCGUUUACUCUGGUCGCACGGAGCAGGGAUGAGUUUGGUUAUGCAGGGAUGGAGGAUUGGUGCAUGGUCUUUGGCAGCCAAAGGUCAUGGAGGAUCAAUUAGCAUGGUACCAGUGGUACGACCUCCUCCCGAACCACCACCAUGGGAUGUACGAGUUGCUAGAGUUCGUGAACGUUUUUCUUGUAGUUUUUAUUUGUUUGUUAUUUGUUCUCUUGCGUCCAUUUUUGUUGUUGGAUUUGACAGUUUGUUUGAGUUUUUUGCCUCUUUAUGUCAUUGGGUAUGGUUGGAUCUAUGAGAAUAGUUUUUACUGUGUCAAGCCUACUACAUGGUUAGCGUUUCGUGUUGCUCUCUCAGAGGUGACCGUCACAAAGUCUCACCAUAGGGUUACAAUCGUAGUUGUUGGAGUUUCAGUUGGUGUCUGUUUUAUUUUCCUUUUGCUUGAUGUAAUGAUCAGGAAUCUUUUGAUAUGAAUAGAGGCAUGUUUUGAUGAUAAAAAAAUGAUAGAUCAUGUUUCUUUCAAAAAAAAAUAAACAAUGAUAGAUCAUGUUCUAUGAAGUAAUUCUUGAUUUAACUUAAGUUUUAUUACAAAACAUAAUUUAAUUUUAAUUUUUUUUUUUAGAAAUACAUCCUAGGAGUAGAAUAAUAUCGUAUGCAUCGCACAAGUAGCUAGUAAAUAAUAAAGGCUAAAGAGUCAAAUAGGCCCCUGAACGUAUACGAAUUGCUCAAUUGGCACCCCAAACCCAAAAAAGCUCCGAUCCAACCCACCAACCAAAUUAAAUACUUCAAUCCCCCCAUCCAACCGGUUACCUCCCGGUUGUCCCCCUUUCAACCAGAAACUGGAAGGUCGGGACAUACCUCCCCAAAAACUCCAAGCUACCAUUAAUGGCGGAAAUCAGAGAGCUCUCAGCCGGCAGGUACCUCAAGUUGCGUCGGCAGAGCGGUGGGGGUUCCCACGACAUCGGACCAGAUGGAUGAGUGGUCAGUGGUUGGCCGCUGAUGACGAACAGCGGUGUGGCGGCUCUGCCGGCGGCUGGAGGAGCCAACGACGAGCCACGAGCAUCACUACGGCCGGCGGCGUUUCUCCGGAAAUGGAGCGGCGAGACCUGGGGCGCUUCAGAGAGCACCAAUUGGUGCAAGUGGCCUUACCGAAGGGUUCACGGCGAUGCGAACGACGACGACUCCAGCGACCCUUGAUGAUAACCCUUGGUGCGCAGUACUGUUCACAGGCGUAAGGGGGACAACCGGG